Messenger RNA from Gryllus bimaculatus (two-spotted cricket), 315 nucleotides. NCBI's taxonomy places the organism in Eukaryota, Metazoa, Arthropoda, Insecta, Orthoptera, Gryllidae. The record is from the annotation of a GenBank genome assembly.
AUGGGUGCGCUGCUCCGCCGCACCGGUUUUUGCUCGUUCUGCGCAGCUCUAAAUACAUCGCGAACCACGCGGCGACAGGAGACUGGCAGGCCGUCUGCAAACAGGGCCAUCACACGGAUGGACAACGUCGACGUGACAAUCGAUCAACAGCCGUCGUCAGUCGUUUGUCCGGAGCUCGUCAUUUGUCUCCUUCAGCGCCUUCCGGUGCCGACCGUCCAUGCGCGACUGAGCUCUCGAUAUAAAUGCACUGAGGCGGUCCAACACCUGCACACUGUACAAAAGCAGCCACGGCAGAAGCAGCAGUUGCAGAAAUGA